AUCAUAUUCGUACUUUAGCUCUACAAUUAAAUGCAAUUACACCUCAUAAUGCAGUUUGUGAACAUGUUUUCUCUAUUCUAAACUGGUAUAUGGGAAAAUGUCGUACAAAAAGUAUGGCGCAAAUUCACUCAUAUCUUGUUACUGAUACAAGAAAUGAACUUAAGUUUGUUAAAUCAGAAAUUUCGCAAAACAAAUUAAUGCAAGUUUUUGAUGAAAUCGCAUAUGCUAUGAUAGAAGAGUGUGAUCUGUUUGAUGAUAAGAAUGAAAAUAACUAUAAAAAAGAAGAAUUCGCUGAUGAAGAAUCGAAUGAAGAAGAAUUGUCAGAUACUGAAAAUAGAAAUAUUUCGCAAUUAGAAAUAGAAAAUUUUAUUUGUUUAGAGCAUAGAAUGUUAAAUAAUAAUGACAAUGAUAUUUCUA
Racocetra persica is the source of this 417-nucleotide messenger RNA. NCBI's taxonomy places the organism in Eukaryota, Fungi, Glomeromycota, Glomeromycetes, Diversisporales, Gigasporaceae. The record is from the annotation of a GenBank genome assembly.